GCCGCACCCCCACCCCCACCGCGAUGCCCGCCCCCCGGGGCCCCGGCGGCCCGCGCCCCUGCUAGGCUGCGGCGGCAUGGCCCGCGCGCCCGGCGCGAGCUCUGCGGAUUGCUUCGGUGUGCGGCGGCGGGGCAUGCCCAGGGCACCGGGCACGGCCUUCAAUGGGCGAGGACACGGACACGCGGAAAAUUAACCACAGCUUCCUGCGGGACCACAGCUAUGUGACUGAAGCUGAUAUCAUUUCCACCGUCGAGUUCAACCACACCGGAGAGCUGCUGGCCACGGGCGACAAGGGCGGCCGGGUCGUCAUCUUCCAGCGGGAGCCGGAGAGUAAAAAUGCACCUCACAGCCAGGGCGAGUAUGAUGUCUACAGCACUUUCCAGAGCCACGAGCCGGAGUUCGACUAUCUCAAGAGCCUGGAGAUAGAGGAGAAGAUCAACAAGAUUAAAUGGCUCCCGCAGCAGAACGCUGCCCACUCCCUGCUGUCCACCAACGAUAAAACUAUCAAAUUAUGGAAGAUUACAGAACGUGAUAAAAGGCCUGAAGGAUAUAACCUAAAGGAUGAAGAAGGGAAACUCAAGGAUCUUUCCACGGUGACGUCACUACAGGUGCCCGUGCUGAAGCCCAUGGACCUGAUGGUGGAGGUCUCCCCGCGCAGGGUCUUCGCCAACGGCCACACCUACCACAUCAACUCCAUCUCCGUCAACAGCGACUGCGAGACGUACAUGUCGGCCGACGACCUGCGCAUCAACCUGUGGCACCUGGCCGUCACCGACAGGAGCUUCAAUAUCGUGGACAUCAAGCCGGCCAACAUGGAGGACCUCACGGAGGUGAUCACGGCGUCCGAGUUCCACCCGCACCACUGCAACCUCUUCGUCUACAGCAGCAGCAAGGGCUCCCUGCGGCUGUGCGACAUGCGGGCCGCCGCCCUGUGCGACAAGCACUCCAAGCUGUUUGAGGAGCCCGAGGACCCCAGUAACCGCUCCUUCUUCUCGGAAAUCAUCUCCUCCGUGUCGGACGUCAAGUUCAGCCACAGUGGCCGGCACAUGCUCACCAGGGAUUACCUCACAGUCAAGGUCUGGGAUCUGAACAUGGAGGCGAGGCCCAUCGAGACCUACCAGGUGCACGAUUACCUUCGGAGCAAGCUCUGUUCCCUGUAUGAGAACGACUGCAUUUUCGACAAGUUUGAGUGCGCCUGGAACGGGAGCGACAGUGUCAUCAUGACGGGGGCCUACAACAACUUCUUUCGCAUGUUCGACCGCCACACCAAGCGGGACGUGACCCUGGAGGCCUCGCGGGAGAACAGCAAGCCGCGGGCCGUGCUGAAGCCGCGGCGCGUGUGCGUGGGGGGCAAGCGCCGGCGCGACGACAUCAGCGUGGACAGCCUGGACUUCACCAAGAAGAUCCUGCACACGGCCUGGCACCCGGCCGAGAACAUCAUCGCCAUCGCCGCCACCAACAACCUCUACAUCUUCCAGGACAAAGUGAGCUCCGAGGUGCACUAGGGGGCCCGGACCACCCGCUGGCCGCACACCGGGGACCCCCUGAACGGCAUCACGGGGGACAAGGAGGCACCAGCGGCCCCCCGGCCAGCAUCACCUGGGUGGUGACCAUCUGUUUUAAAACAGGAAAACGAAGGAUUACAGUCACAGAGCGUAAAAUGGAUGGGUUUUCCAGGUUUUCAGGUUCAGGGUUUUUCCAUCCAUGCGCCUGUCGUGGCCUGCAGUCUUGACCACCUUUCUUAGAGUUUUCGACACCUCCAGCUUCAUUUUCCACUCCAGUGGUUCCAGUCAGGGGACACAGGCGCUGACGGGGCCUGAUUUCCCUCGUGCACCUCGUGUCCCAGUCCAGGGCUCCGGGGACAGACAGUGAACCUCCAACCAGCCAGCUAGGGAUUCUUUCAAUCAUAAAUGGAGAAAUCGCCAUCGUCUCGGAGCCGACGAUUGCACCUUGUUUUUUCGGAUCGUGGCUUCGUGCUGACAACUUGCAGAUGCAAGCUCCUGUUGUAGGCUCUUUUGAUGUCUUUAAAUAACCCAGGUCCAUCACGGUUUCCUCUCAGUGUGGGUGCCUGGUCUUACCACCUGAUUUAACCACAUUUGCUGAGCGUCUGUCCCUUGCCAGACAUGGUGCUCCACUCGUCAGGCACGUGGUUUCCUCUCGUGGCCCACUCGGUGGCUCUUCGGCCCUUCCGUGGGCAGCUCGGGGGGCCCGACACUGGCUUCCUUGCAUCCUCAUUAUGGCCCCCAGAGGUGGGUGUCACCUGCCCCUCCCUAAGCCCCCAGGUGCGCUGAGGGCCAGGCUCGGGGCGGGUGCCAGGGAUAAAAGGUGAGUAAUUUGGCAUCCCCUUUACACACGAGGAAACGGAGGCUCCAGAAGGCACACACCAGCCAGGGGAGGGGGACCCCACCCGGGUCUUUGUGGAAGGGGCCUUCUGAUACGCCGUGCCAGUGGCUCAGGUUAAGGUGACGUUCCAGCCCGGAAGAGCCCGGAAGGUUCAUCAUCCCGUGUCCCCGUGAAGUGGGAGCGGGCAGGUGGGACGAGGGGUCCCGGGGAGAACGGAGACUCCGAGUGGAAGAUGGAGAAGGCCCCCCCGUGGCUCGAGCCCUGGUCCCUUCACCCCAUUCCACACACGCGCAGCUCCCUUGUCAGAUGAACUGAACUGGUCCAGAAGGAAGUCGCAUGUUUUGACCAUUUUAGAACAUAUUUUCUUUAACGACCACACGGUCUCAGAGGACAGUCCAUUCGGUUCCCGCCCCUUCCUACAGCGAGGGCCUCGGAGGACGCGGCCUUCCCACAGUGUCUCCAGAUCUGUCCAGACCGGACCCGCCAACCUGCCAGCUCACUCUCCAGGCUCGGGUCGCAGAACUACAGCCGAACCACGGGGCUUGACAUUUUGGUUCAGAAAGCAGAGGCCCAGCAGAAUCCACCAUUGUUUUGUUUUUUUUUUACAAGAUGUAACAUAACCCAGGAAAUAAACCCAACUGAGAUUUUCUCAAUGGAUAACUCUAAACUUCUUGUGUGCAAAAGCACAAAACGCAUGUGUACUCACUUCCAGCCAUAUAAUUACACAAGGAAAUGGGUCCAUUGAUUUUCUUUUUUUAAUCAACACGAAUGAAAAAUGUUUUGUUUAUUGAUCACUGUAAAACCCAGGUGACCUGGACAGUAUUAUAUGUACAUAUCUAUUCUAAUUAAAUUUAACAAUCAAAGGAUUGGAUUACUUUCUUUUCCCUUGUAAAGAGUUUCAAGAAUGUGGUGAAUUGUACAGAAAUCUCACUGAAGCCAAAAUCCAGCUUUGAGGGCCUUACACAAUUCCUUGGAUAUUUGGCACGGUCCAUUUCCCUGUGCGGUUCUAAUGCUAGCAGAGGAGAUUCGCAUCUGCAGCUAGAGGUUACUAUCAAAUCGUGUAUUUAGCAUUUCCCAUCUUCAAAGUACGGAUCUUAUACUGUAUUUUAAAAGGAGGUCUUAAAACAGUUCCUACUUCCUUAAUUCCAUUUUAAACUUCAGGAACCAAACCAAAAAGAAAAAGAGAGAAAAAGAUCUUAGAAGAAGAGUGUAUCUUUGGACCUCUAGAAAAUCAUGAGGUCCAAAGCAAAUUGUGAAUAAUAAUAUGUGUGUUGAGAAAAGAUGUUGGUGGGGUGGGGGUGGGGAUGGGGUCGGCAAAACUAGAAACAACAGGAGGACCAGUUUUAUAGUCACAAAUUUUGCAUCCUUACUGUGUUUAAACUUUCUGGUCUUGAACAUUUGGGCAUUCAGAGUCAUUGUGAAGUUGUUUUCUUUCUUUUUUUUUCGUCUUACUAUUCUCUGAGGAUUAAGCUCUCGGUGGUGUAAAAGUAGACAGAGCCUCUCAUUUUGGACUCUGUAACUCAUAGUUGCAUUCUUUUACUUGGUGUCUCACAAAUUAGGCAACUGUUGAAUAAAAUUAUAAAUAUGUUAAUACCAGCUUUUUCCAAUAAAAUAACAACUGUUACAUUUAAAA
Molecule: messenger RNA, 3976 nt
Organism: Choloepus didactylus (southern two-toed sloth)
Lineage: Eukaryota; Metazoa; Chordata; Mammalia; Pilosa; Megalonychidae
Gene: PPP2R2C
Product: protein phosphatase 2 regulatory subunit Bgamma
Exons: 9
Coding region: 162-1505 (447 amino acids)
Biological process (GO): peptidyl-serine dephosphorylation
Cellular component (GO): cytosol; protein phosphatase type 2A complex
Molecular function (GO): protein phosphatase regulator activity; protein binding
Source: RefSeq, a predicted model, not a curated record